Molecule: messenger RNA, 225 nt
Organism: Penicillium argentinense
Lineage: Eukaryota; Fungi; Ascomycota; Eurotiomycetes; Eurotiales; Aspergillaceae
Exons: 2
Coding region: 1-225 (74 amino acids)
Source: RefSeq, a predicted model, not a curated record
AUGGGUUUAAUGGAUAAACUUCAAGCAAAGCUCGAGCUUUACCGCCUCGAACAGCGCUACGCCCGCCGCAAGCAUCGCAGCACCUUUUCCACCGGUGCCCAGUACGUCGACGGCGAGUAUGUCUACUCCAACGGCACCAACUCGCCCACCGGAAGCACCGUCUCGAAACACUCAACGGGAAGCUGGCGACCAUCGGGAUGGGGAUCGAAUGACUUGCGGCGGUGA